AUGGAUAAUAAUGAGAUUAAGAUGGAGUAUAAUAAUGACUAUAAACUAAGAAGUAUAAAGAGAAUAUUUCUACGGAACUUAUACUUAGAACUGAAACCCGAACAAGAAAAAAAUGGUAAACAUAUAGAUGCUACGACAGUCUCACCAAGGAAAGAAGAACUGAUAGGAAGACGCAGGAGCUUACUUCAAUCAUUUACACAGUUCGAUGAACUUACAAGUCUUGAAUUGCUACAUAUAAAUACAUUGAAGCUAGUUGAUUCGUUUUUCACGUUGCAUAUUCCUUAUAUGAAUGAUGAAUUGUUAGUCUAUGUCAGUGAAGAUAUCGUAUCUAACAUGAAUCCUAACUUUAGACCAAUAUCGUUACCAACAUUACCUGAUUGCAAUUCACCAAAUGUCAUACUAAAGAUAUGGAGUAAAACUUCUGAAAGUAGUCAAUGGAAAUUGUUCUACAAAUAUGAUAUUGAUUUGAGGAAGUUAUGGUAUAUUGGGGAUACAUUGAUAGAUAAAGAAAAUUAUUUCCAUAGCAAUUCGGUAAUAUUUAAUUUAAAUGAUCGUUAUUAUACAAUGCCUGAUUCCUUAAUUGUUGAGCAAGAACAAAUGAUUAGCAAUACUUCUAGUACCGAUUCGAAGCAUAUUUUGCCAUCUUAUUCAUUUGAUUCAAUUCGAUCAUUAAACAGCAUAUCUAAAUCAUUGAAGGAACUAAUGAAAUCUAAGAAUAAAACUUCUAAACAAAUAAAUGAGUUGAUAAGUGAACCAAAGGAUUUAUUGGGAGGAUUAUCUAACUCAAAUGAUAUAAACAUCGAGCAAGAAAUAUUGUCAACAGAAAGCGCAAGGUUGGAUAAGUAUAUAGAAAGACAAGAAAGAAUUAACGACAAUAUAACAUCUGAAAUAAUGGCAAAGAAAAUUCACAUCAGUCAUUUGAAACAGGCUAUUAAUGAAACUUUACCGCCUAAGGUUGAAAUGGCCAAAAAUCAUAUAGAAAUUGCAGAAUCACAAAUUGCACCGAUUUGCGAAUCAUUAGACAAUCUGCUUUAUCCAUCUAUUGUUCAAAACUUGCAAGAGGCAACUCAAAUUUUGAAGGAGAUUUUGUUUAUUGAAAAUUUUGACAAUAGCAUUAAAUUUACAAUCAUGGGACUAGAGUUUCCCCUGAGCAUUAAAGAUUUACUAGAUAUAUGUUACUACAACAAACAUGAUUUGCAUAAUUAUAAUACUGGUGAAAUUAAGUUUGCAAAUGAAAUAGACUCCCAUCAAACGAAAGUCAAUCAAAUUAAUGCUGCAUUGAAUUAUAUCGUUCAGCUAAUUAAUAAUAUUGCGCUAAUUACCAAUAUUAACUUAAAAUACAAAAUGCAUUCCUAUGAAAGUCUUUGUUACAUAUUGGAUCCUAUAAGGAGCGAUUCUAAUCAAGAUAUUGUUAAGUAUCCACUAUAUUAUGAUCAAGCAGACACGUUGAAAUUACCCGUUGAUCGACAGGAUCGAUGUGACAGGAAAUUCGACUUACAAAACAAGAGCUUUGAAACAGGCCUCGACUUAUUAAACAGGAAUUUAUUAAGCCUUAUUAAAGAUGUGGCUGAUGAUUAUGAUAAAUACUACAAGACGAAUAAAAAUACACUGCUUUCGAAUAACAUACCUAUUGACUGUUUGGAUAAUUUCUUAUGGAAUCUACAAUAUCUAGUGCUAUUUAUCACGGCACCUACUAAUAUUAAAUCAGUGUAG
Molecule: messenger RNA, 1713 nt
Organism: Debaryomyces fabryi
Lineage: Eukaryota; Fungi; Ascomycota; Pichiomycetes; Serinales; Debaryomycetaceae
Exons: 1
Coding region: 1-1713 (570 amino acids)
Biological process (GO): SNARE complex assembly
Cellular component (GO): endosome; lytic vacuole
Molecular function (GO): SNARE binding
Source: RefSeq, a predicted model, not a curated record